Solanum verrucosum is the source of this 1080-nucleotide messenger RNA. Its product is annotated as zinc finger protein GIS3-like. Gene Ontology annotation, molecular function: DNA-binding transcription factor activity; transcription cis-regulatory region binding. Gene Ontology annotation, biological process: trichome morphogenesis; cytokinin-activated signaling pathway; trichome differentiation. Bases 113 to 751 code for a protein of 212 amino acids. Lineage: Eukaryota; Viridiplantae; Streptophyta; Magnoliopsida; Solanales; Solanaceae. Gene Ontology annotation, cellular component: nucleus. The transcript has a single exon. The record is from RefSeq and is a predicted model, not a curated record.
UCUCAUUUGUUUCAAAAUUCUCUUACAUUUUUAUUUGUCUCACCUUCUCCUUCAUUAAUUUCACAUAUACACUUAUAGUCACACACAUACAUAUUUAAGGAGAAACAUCUAUAUGGCGGAAUUGGAAUAUCGCGCAGGUUCUAAUACUAGUGGACGAUUAAAAUUAUUUGGUUUCAACGUUAUAGAAGAUCAGGAACAAGAGGUUGAGUCUACAAAAACGUCAUCGGGGUCACCGGAAUCCGGUGAGUUUCCGGCGAUCGAUGGCCGGAAAUAUGAGUGUCAAUAUUGUUCUAGGGAAUUUGCAAAUUCACAAGCUUUAGGUGGACAUCAAAAUGCUCACAAAAAAGAAAGGCAACAAUUGAAACGUGCCCAAAUUCAAGCUAGUAGAAAUGCUUAUAUGAGGAACCCGAUUAUCUCCGCGUUCGCUCCGCCAUCUCACCUACUCACUCCGCCGGGUACUGUGGUGUACCCGGCGGGGUCAAAUCCAUCGUGGGUUUAUGUACCACGCGCUCCACCAUCCUUCCAUGUGUCACAUGGAGGGAGAGGUGUAACGAACUUUCACUAUAUUGGCGGUAUAGCGGAGCCCAACUUAACAAGUGUUGGGCCUCAACAUGUUAAGGCCCAUGGUGGUAGAGUUGAUGGAAAUAAUGGGCCAUCAUUGAGUAGUUUCUCUAGACCGGAUUUUGGGCCCAAUUGUGAUGACCCGUUUGGAUUGGAUCUACAUCUAAGCCUUGCGCCAGCCGGGUCAUAGAAAUAUCGUUUACUGGCCACUCGUUUUUUCUACCUUUGAAAAAUAGUUAUCGUCAUAAAAUUUCAAAUUUCACCGUUGAAAUUUCAAGACAUUUCAACUAUGUCUUUGAAAAUUAGCCAAGAUUUCAAAUCUCACAAGUGAAAUUUUCGAAUUUCAAUUAUAAGAACUGAAAAGUGUCUAUUUGUGAAUUUAUGUCGGCUCACGGCUUGGCUUGGAUAUAAUCUAUAGGAGAGUAGAAUUAUAAUUUAUCCUAAAAAUGGGAUCUUGUACAUGAUCAAAUUAUUUAUUUAGUUUUUCAAUAUAUCAAAGAAAAAAAAUUUCAUUAUGUG